Molecule: messenger RNA, 2394 nt
Organism: Talaromyces marneffei
Lineage: Eukaryota; Fungi; Ascomycota; Eurotiomycetes; Eurotiales; Trichocomaceae
Exons: 1
Coding region: 1-2394 (797 amino acids)
Biological process (GO): copper ion import; intracellular iron ion homeostasis; iron ion transport
Cellular component (GO): plasma membrane
Molecular function (GO): ferric-chelate reductase activity
Source: RefSeq, a predicted model, not a curated record
AUGGCUGGGAAUAUGUUCGAAUCACUGAUUUCGCUGGCGAAACGCAUCACUGUGCCAAUCACAGCUUCAACCACCGCGGCCGAUCAAGCAGAGAUGCAAAGAGAUCCAUGGUCUCAAUCAGGGAAAUACGCGUUGGGUUGGGUUUACUUCAGCGUCGUUGUUGUCGUCUUGACGUCCCUGGUCCGUGUAUACCAUCUCUUAAGCGAUCGAAUUCGAGUGGCCGUUCACAGAGAGAUCAACCUCUUAUCACCUAAUGGGAAUUCUGCGGGCACUUCAGAUCAGGAGCUCACCAGCGCUGCUACCGACAGUUCUACUAGAAAGUUCUUUCCGAAAACUGGUCCACUUCCCUCGUCAUCCCGACAGCAUGAAUCUUCGUUACUUGCCCCGAUGAGUAUUUCCAUUGCAGUUUUCAGAUGGGUUUUCUACAGACCGAUUCCAACACUGGUUAUCGGCAAGCUACGCAUUGUUUUCCCAGCCCUUUCAGUGGUUGCUCUCGUGACAGCAUGCUUAGUGUUCAUCACGCUGUACUGUUUCCUUCCGCAACCACUGUAUUACACGAGUAUCGCACUAGGUUCACCGCCGUUGGCUAUCCGCGCUGGCAUGGUCGCGGUUGCGAUGAUACCCUGGAUCACUGCGCUUGGCACUAAGCCCAAUGUUCUGGCUCUAGUGACUGGUAUCAGUCAUGAACGACUCAAUGUCAUUCACCGGUGGCUUGGAUAUUUGUGUCUUUUCAUGUCACUCGUUCACAUGAUACCUUUCUACAUUACCCCAGUUUGGGCAGAUGCUGGGGCCUAUGCACUUUUCUCGCAGAAUCUCAUUCCGCAGGGCGUCCAAAUGUAUAUUUACGGUAGUGGAAUUGCAGCGUUCGUUCCACUGGCCGUCCUCUGUAUUCACUCUCUUUCGUUUAUACGCUCAAGGGCAUAUGAGCUUUUUGCUUACUUGCAUGGCCCGAUUGCCGUUGUAUUCUUGGGCAUGCUCAUUUGGCACACGCAGAACUUUCUCAUGUCUUGGAACUAUUUGUGGGCCACGAUUGCGGUGUGGUUCUUCUCCUACUGUAUCAGAGGCAUCUACCUCAAUUGGUUUUAUCCUCUACGGUUCUCAUGGCUGAUCGGGGAAGAAUCUUCGGUGACGAUUCUUCCUGGAAAUGCCGUGAAAGUGACGAUUCCAACAGAGAUGCGAUGGAGACCAGGACAGUUUAUCUACCUCCGAAUGCCGGGCAUAUCACCUCUAGAAAACCAUCCCUUUACCAUCGCCUCUCUUUGCAGCGACGACUUUCCAUCCAAUUAUGGGCCCGAAUACCGUGACAUGGUUCUUGUGUUUCGGCCAUUUGGUGGCUUUACAAAGAAAGUUAUGGAGACUGCAAAACGUAAGGGACCUUACAAGAUUUACCGAGCAAUGCUGGACGGUCCCUAUGGAGGUAUGCAGCGUGAACUAGCUGCAUUUGACGACGUUGUGUUCUUCGCGGGAGGUAGUGGCAUCACUGCUAUUGCUAGCCAAUUGCUCAAUUUGAUUAAAAGGAUGAGAGAUGGUCAUGCUGUGACAAAGACCGUUCGAGUUGUUUGGGUGUUGAGGCGUCCGGAGACAAUGGAGUGGUUCAAAGAAGAGCUUAGGAUCUGCAGAGAAUAUGCCCCUCCGAGCUCUGUUUUCUGCAACUUUUAUUUGACAGGCACGGACAAAGACAAAGCUUACGCUACAGAAACGGUAAACGAGAUUUUGCAUGGAGUUUCCAACAAACGAAACUCAGCAUGGAUUCGCGAGGCAGCUGGGGGUGACCUACAACAAGAGAAGGAGCUUCGACGGGAAAAUGAAGAUGAUAUUGCUCCUCUCCCUAAUGCACAUCUUGCGGGAGGUGUUGGAUCGAGUAGCUAUCCUCCUCCAGCGGCCUAUACUCAUUAUGACCCCUACGCGCCAUAUGCCUAUGGAUCCCCUCCACAAGCCACUCCAUAUGGUGCGCCACAAGCCCAGCAUCAGGGAUUCAAUUUCGGAUUUCAACAGAACCAAUUUCAACAGAACCAAUUUCCACAGCAACAACAAUAUAAUCACGAUCAAUAUCAGCAAUAUGGUCAGAUGAUGCAGCAGGCACCACAACACCUGCCACAACAAUUACAUCCAAUCUCAACAACAGCCUCCAAUACUCGAAACACACUGACGCGGUUUGCCUUCCUUCCACGACAGAAACAAGAUAGCUGGCGCACCGAUUAUUCACGACCCAAUAUUACAGAAUUGUUGCAAGAGCAAUCAAAGAGCUGGGGUCGUCGUACGUGCGUUUUCGUCUGUGGGCCACCAAGUAUGCGAGUUGAGGUGGCUACUACAGUGGCACGAUUGCAACAUCUUGUCAUGACGGAUCCGUCAAAAGACGAGGUCUUCUUACACGCGGAGAACUACGCAAUUUGA